Molecule: messenger RNA, 1827 nt
Organism: Octopus sinensis (East Asian common octopus)
Lineage: Eukaryota; Metazoa; Mollusca; Cephalopoda; Octopoda; Octopodidae
Product: exostosin-1
Exons: 9
Cellular component (GO): membrane
Molecular function (GO): glycosyltransferase activity
Source: RefSeq, a predicted model, not a curated record
GGUAAGAUCCUCACUAUCCUUGAUUUUGAAAGGUUUCGUGGGUUAUUCUUGGUUUUAAUUACCUGUAACAGGUAUGAUUAUAAAAAACUCUUGCAUAAUGCAACAUUCUGCCUGGUGCCAAGAGGAAGGAGACUGGGAUCAUUCCGGUAUUUGGAAGCAUUGCAGGCUGCUUGUGUGCCUGUUCUGCUUAGCAAUGGCUGGAUUCUCCCCUUCUCCGAGGUCAUCGAUUGGAACAAGUCGGUCAUCUGGGGAGACGAACGGCUGCUUUUACAGGUUCCAUCCAUUGUUCGCUCUAUACCUGAGGAACAAAUUCUUAGCCUGCAGCAGCAGACACAGUUUUUGUGGCAAACAUAUUUUUCCAAUUUGGAUAAAAUCGUCACAACAGUCUUGGAAAUCCUCAAGGACCGAAUUUAUACAAGCAUGGCCCGUAACUUAAUGCUAUGGAAUAGCAUGCCUGGCGCCCACUUCAUCAUGCCAGAAUAUUCGGAUGCCGCCAUAACAUAUCCUUUUUAUUAUAGACAGCUUGGCCGUGAGCCGUCAUCCCAAUUCACAGCUAUAAUAUACGUUGUCACACCUGUGACAUCUUCUUCUUCACCAUUGUUUCGACUGGUACGAAAUGUUGCCAAGUCUGCUUAUGUACAUAAGAUUUUAGUUAUCUGGCACUGUGAUGUUUCUCCCCCUCCUCCCCGCAAGUGGCCUUCAGAUCUUGCUGUCCCUAUUCUGGUCAAGACUAGAAAUAUCAAGUCCAUCAGUGCACGGUUCUUCCCCUACAGAGAUGUAGAAACAGAUGCUGUGUUCAGUUUGGAUGAAGAUGUACUUCUCAAUACAGAUGAGAUUGAUUUUGCCUUUUCUACUUGGAGGGAAUUCCCUGAACGUAUUGUGGGCUACCCGGCCCGGAACCAUUUCUGGGAUGACUCUCACGCGAAAUGGAGUUACACUUCCAAGUGGACAAAUGAUUUCUCCAUGGUUCUCACUGGGGCAGCAAUAUACCACAGGUACUACAACUACCUGUACAGUAAUCUGCUCAACAAGUACCCCGUAAAAGCAGUAGUGGACCAGUUACAGAACUGUGAAGACAUCCUCUUCAACUUUCUAGUCAGCCAUAUUAAUAGGGUCCCGCCCAUCAAAGUCACCCAACGCAAACUCUACAAGGAGUCUAUGAUACCGAACACGAGCGGAAAGCCGUCAGUCUGGCUGAACACACAGCAUUUCAUCCAGAGACAGUCUUGUAUCCACAACUUCACGAACACUUUUGGAUACAUGCCCCUCAUUCGGUCCAAGCUACGCAUGGAUCCGAUCUUCUUCAAGGACCCUGUAUCCAAUUUACGCAAAAAAUACCGUCAAAUAGAGCUCGUCUAGUUACUAAUAAAUAAUAAAAUAAAAUAAAAUAAAUACAUAAAUGAAAAUUUAAAAAAAAAAAAAAAGAAAAAAAUUAAACAAAAAGCUUCGGUGAAAAAAACUGAAGUUUAACAAGAAUUCUCUGUGCCAGGUGCUGCCGUUUUUUUUUUUUUUUUUUUUUUUUACCUGUUUCUUUCUCUCUCCGAAAGUUCCUUGCACUCCAUUACUCCCCCACCGCUAUCCACACCACCAUUCUUUCAAAAUAUCAGGAAAAAAAUGAUUUUCAAAAAAAAAAAAUAAUAAAACAAAAAAAAAGGGUCAAAAUCAAAUUAUCAUAAUAAUCAAUCAAUCAACCAACCAAUCAAACAAAAUCAAUCAAAAACUAUAUAUAAACAAUGUUGGGUCCAGCAAAUAAGAAAAAAACCCUCCGUUCCUCCCUCCUGCAUACCCACCGAUUAAUCCCUAAAAAAAAAAUAUAUAUAUAAAUUC